CAAACCUUUCUAUUUUAUUAUCAUUAUUAUUAUUAUCGAAUUAUGCUUUUUCUCUUUUCUUUCCACUUCCACAAUUUCAAUCUCUCAUCGGAAUUUCUGUUUAACAUGUUUAUCAUUUAACCGCUUAUUUUCAACCUAUUUCUAAAAUCAAAGAGGGAAUGUGGUUAAGCUAUUUAUUGAAAUGAGCUAAAAAUAUAGCUCUCUUUCAAACAGUUACAUAAGUGAUUAUGUCAUAAGAUAAGCCCAAUUAAAAUAAGCUCUUUUAAAGGCACCCUAAAUGUUUUUUUCGAUUGUGUGGCUCAUAGUUCAUAAGUCACACAAAUCCUACCCUCCAGAUAGUUGAUUAUUUCGCGGAUUAUGAAGAAUAAUGAAGGAAAAUUACUGGUAGACAAGAGCAGGGUUGUCCCUGUGGCAAUCAUAUUUGUGGUGUUAUGUGGUCUUUCUUUCUAUAUGGGAGUAAUCUUUGGUUCUGAGAAGGACAAUUUUGUAUCAAAUAUUAGCCAGAGAUCCCUUGAUUCCCCCAAGGAAUCAUCGUCGUCAUCAUCAUCAUCAUCAUCAAUAAGUUCUCUUCAAAUUAAAUACAUCAGUUUUCCUGAAUGCAGUAUUGACUAUCAAGAUUUCACUCCAUGCACUGAUCCAAGGAGAUGGAAGAAGUAUGGAUCCUAUCGGCUCAAUUUGUUGGAACGCCAUUGCCCUCCAAUUUUUGAGAGGAUAGAAUGCUUAGUUCCUCCCCCGGACGGGUACAAGCCUCCAAUUAGAUGGCCAAAGAGCAGAGAUGAAUGUUGGUACAGGAAUGUUCCAUACGACUGGAUUAAUAAGCAGAAAUCCAAUCAACAUUGGUUGAAAAAGGAAGGGGAGAAAUUCCUCUUUCCCGGUGGGGGUACUAUGUUCCCGAAUGGUGUUGGUAAAUAUGUUGAUCUAAUGGAAGAUUUGAUCCCAGAAAUGAAAGAUGGAACUAUUCGAACUGCCAUUGAUACCGGUUGUGGGGUUGCUAGCUGGGGUGGUGACUUGCUGGAUCGCGGCAUUCUUACCAUGUCUCUUGCACCAAGAGAUAACCAUCAAGCUCAGGUUCAAUUUGCUUUGGAACGUGGUAUCCCUGCAAUUCUUGGUGUCCUUUCUACACACAGGCUUCCGUUCCCAUCAAAUUCCUUUGACAUGGCUCAUUGCUCCAGAUGUCUCAUUCCAUGGACAGAAUUCGGCGGAGUUUAUCUUCUCGAAAUACACCGAAUUCUUCGUCCUGGAGGAUAUUGGGUCUUGUCUGGUCCACCAAUCAACUACGAGCGCAGAUGGCGUGGAUGGAACACAACUAUCAAAGAGCAAAAAUCAGAUUAUGAGAAAUUGCAGGAUUUGCUGACUUCAUUGUGCUUUAAAUUGUACAAUAAAAAGGGUGACAUUGCGGUUUGGCAGAAGUCUCCCGAUAGUGAUUGCUAUAAUAAGCUAACUAGAGAUACCUAUCCACCUAAAUGUGAUGACAGUCUUGAACCAGAUUCAGCAUGGUAUACUCCACUUCGUACGUGUUUCGUCAUUCCGGAUCCAAAAUUUAAGAAAUUAGGCCUGGCAUCAACUUCUAAGUGGCCUGAGCGGUUGCACGUUACUCCUGAACGGAUUUCAAAGGUUUACCACGGGAGUGAUAGUACGUUCAAACAGGAUGACAGUAAAUGGAAAAAACAUGUUGAACACUACAAGAAGUUGAUGUCUGAGCUUGGGACUGAUAAAAUAAGAAAUGUGAUGGAUAUGAAUACAGUAUAUGGAGGUUUUGCUGCGGCUUUGAUUAAUGAUCCUGUAUGGGUCAUGAAUGUGGUUUCGUCUUAUGCUACCAACUCACUGCCUGUGGUUUAUGACCGAGGCCUUAUUGGAACCCUCCAUGACUGGUGUGAAGCAUUUUCGACAUAUCCUCGGACAUAUGACCUCCUUCAUCUUGCCGGACUCUUCACUGCAGAAAGCCAUAGAUGUGAAAUGAAGUAUAUGUUGCUAGAAAUGGACCGUAUAUUACGACCUGGUGGGUAUGCUAUCAUACGCGAGUCCAGUUAUUUUUUGGAUGCAAUUACAUCCAUUUCCAAAGGUAUGCGAUGGGAAUGUCGUAAAGAAGAUACCGAGCAGAGCGGUGACAUGGAGAAGAUAUUAAUAUGCAAGAAAAAGCUAUGGUAUUCAUCCAACAAGGAUUCUAGAUGACAAACUCUAGGAGGGACCUAAGCAGUGGUGUGAAAGGUGGUUGUUGGUUAGAACAAUCUUGCCAGUAGUAGAUUGAUUCAUAUAUUAUGUAAUAUAUAUUAAAACAUGAAUCGGUCUAUUUCAUUGGCAAACCCAAUAAUCUGUUUUAUUAGUUUAUUGAGUUUUCACAUAUAUAUAUUAUAGAGAGUUAAAGUUAGAUUUUUUAUGUCAUUAAUGUAGCUGCAUUGCUUCAUUUUAUCCACCUUUGUUUGGAACAAAAGAAAUGGUUCAAUGUAGUGUAGCCCUGAGAAAGUGUGAUUUCCCUUAGAAAUUGUUUUACUAAGUCAGCGCUUGUAUUAAUGUUGAGCAUGAUAAGUAAUGUGCUUAUCAUCUGUGCUUAAUGUGUGUCCAAAUUUAUUGUGGUUACUAUUA
Molecule: messenger RNA, 2583 nt
Organism: Cicer arietinum (chickpea)
Lineage: Eukaryota; Viridiplantae; Streptophyta; Magnoliopsida; Fabales; Fabaceae
Product: probable methyltransferase PMT21
Cellular component (GO): endosome; trans-Golgi network; cytoplasm
Molecular function (GO): methyltransferase activity
Source: RefSeq, a predicted model, not a curated record